Messenger RNA from Penicillium bovifimosum, 1110 nucleotides. Its product is annotated as sialidase family protein. The record is from RefSeq and is a predicted model, not a curated record. Bases 1 to 1110 code for a protein of 369 amino acids. Lineage: Eukaryota; Fungi; Ascomycota; Eurotiomycetes; Eurotiales; Aspergillaceae. The transcript is spliced from 3 exons.
AUGAGAUUCCCACACAUCCUUUCCUUAGCAGCAACCGUCGCUGCAGCGACACUCCCACUCACAGAUAUAACAAUCUUCACACCACCAUCAGACUACACCAUUCCUCGAACCCUCUACCCCCGCAAUGCCGAACUCCCAAACGGCGAUCUACUCACAACAUGGGAAAACUACUCCCCAGAACCACCUCAAGUCUACUUCCCCAUCUACCGCUCCCAAGACCACGGCAAGACCUGGGAGGAGAUCUCCCGCGUUCAAGACACAGCUAAUGGAUACGGACUGCGCUACCAGCCGUUCCUCUACUACUUGCCCGAGAGCAUUGGCUCAUUCGAGGAAGGGACUCUGCUGUUAGCGGGUAGUAGUAUCCCGACUGAUCUGUCUUCAACGAAUAUCGACCUAUAUGCUUCGCAGGAUGAUGGGCUGAGUUGGGAAUUCGUUAGCCAUAUUGCUGCGGGUGGAGAGGCGCAGCCGGUUAAUGGGUUGACGCCUGUGUGGGAGCCAUUUUUGCUUGCAUAUGAGGGCAAGCUGAUCUGCUAUUACUCCGAUCAAAGAGAUAAUGCCACAUACGGACAGACAAUGGUGCACCAAGUCUCGACCGAUCUGAAGAAUUGGGGACCGGUUGUAGAAGAUGUCACUUACCCGACAUACACUGAUCGACCCGGGAUGCCAGUUAUCGCCGAGCUCCCUAACGGGAAAUUCUUCUACAUCUACGAAUACGGCUCUUUCUUCGGCACAUCAGACUACUCCUUCCCGCUGUACUACCGUAUAUCCUCCGAUCCCGAGGAUAUCGCCUCGGCACCCGGCCAGCGCCUGGUAGUCUCCAGUGGCACGCAGCCUACAUCCUCGCCGUACGCUGUGUGGACACCAUAUGGCGGUGAUAAUGGCACUAUCAUCGUCAGUUCUGGGACACAGAGCACUUUAUUCAUCAAUAAGGCUCUUGGAGACGGGGAGUGGACGGAGAUCGCUUGUCCUGAGGAACAUGGCUAUACACGGUCUUUGCGCGUGCUGUCAGAGGAUGGAGGGAGGUAUCUCCUAGUGCAUUCUGCUGGUGUGCUGUCUGGGACGAGUAAUCGGGUCUCCGUGAGCGUGAUGGAUUUGAGUGAGGUACUGUGA